AGCUUAAGAUCUGGAACGGCGCUGGAAACGCCUGGUUAUCCAUCUCUCUUGCCCAUCAAGAGAUCCCUACGGUAUUGACUGACUGGUCCAUGCAAGUGGCCGUGUGAAUCUGUUACCAAUGAAGUCGAGGAACUUAUUUAGGAAGGUCCAGGAGGAUGAGGUGCCUCCAAAGCCCACCAGCACCGAGAUGCCUGUGACGAGCAUGGACAAUGUGACUCAUGCCACGAGCCAGGGGAAGAACGAGGACUUGUUCACCAAGCUUAGCGACUAUGCCAAGGAAAGAUUUAAGGAAGGGCUACAGAAAAUUCCCUUGCCUCCCUGGGCCCUGAUAGCCAUUGCUGUGGUAGUUGGCCUGCUCUUCCUCACCUGCUGCUUCUGCAUCUGCAAAAAAUGCUGCUGCAAGAAGAAGAAGAACAAGAAGGAGAAGGGCAAAGGCAUGAAGAAUGCUAUGAACAUGAAAGACAUGAAAUCAGGGAACCAGAACAAACAGGACGAUGAAGAAGAGACAGGCCUAACAGAGGGAGAAGGCGAGGAGGAGGAAAAAGAGCCAGAGAACCUGGGCAAGCUGCAGUUCUCACUGGAUUAUGAUUUCCAGGCUAACCAGCUGACAGUGGGGAUCCUCCAAGCAGCUGAGCUUCCAGCAUUGGACAUGGGUGGCACCUCAGAUCCAUAUGUAAAGGUCUUCCUGCUGCCUGACAAGAAGAAGAAGUAUGAGACCAAAGUGCAGAAGAAGACUCUCAACCCUGCCUUCAAUGAAACCUUUACCUUCAAGGUUCCCUAUCAGGAGCUGGGUGGGAAAACUCUGGUGAUGUCUAUCUACGACUUUGACCGCUUCUCCAAGCAUGAUAUCAUUGGGGAGGUCAAGGUGCCCAUGAACACGGUGGACCUGGGCCAGCCCAUUGAGGAGUGGAGAGACUUGCAGAGCGGCGAGAAGGAGGAGCCAGAGAAGCUGGGAGAUAUCUGCAUCUCGCUGCGGUAUGUACCCACUGCGGGGAAGCUCACCGUUUGCAUCCUGGAAGCAAAGAACCUGAAAAAGAUGGAUGUCGGGGGUCUGUCUGAUCCAUACGUGAAGAUCCACCUGCUGCAGAACGGCAAGAGGCUGAAGAAGAAGAAGACCACCGUCAAGAAGAAGACACUAAACCCUUACUUCAAUGAAUCCUUCAGCUUCGAGAUCCCCUUCGAACAGAUACAGAAAGUGACAGUGGUGAUCACCGUCCUGGAUUAUGACAAGCUGGGGAAGAAUGAAGCUAUUGGCAAGAUAUUUGUUGGCAACAACUCCACUGGCACAGAGCUGCGGCACUGGUCUGACAUGCUGGCUAACCCCAGGCGGCCCAUUGCCCAGUGGCACUCCCUGAAGCCUGAAGAGGAGGUGGAUGCAGCUCUUGGGAAGAACAAAUAGGAAUCCCCAUAGCCCAGCCUGCGAACGUUCUCAGCAACCCAGAGCUAUUGAUACCUCAGUUAUGCAACCUUAGGUUUUGGUUUUGUUUUGGUUUUAAGCUGAAAUACCCUUUGAUGGCUGUGGAAGGGUUCCCAGAGAGUCCCAAGAGCUUUCAGAGGAAGAAGUUAAAGACACAGAUGGUUUUUUCCAUUCUUUAAAGAAGCUUAACUGUGCUGCAUGUCCACCAUUUCUCCAUGCUAUUCCUUUAGGGUGUGAAGUAAGUUUCUGUCCUGGGGUCUCCCUAGGCUGUGGCAUCACCAGUCCACAGCAACACUUCUUCUUACUUUCUUUUUGGUUACACACUUGGACCUUUGAACUUUGUGCUAAGAUGAUACCAGAACCUGACAAGGUGAGAUGACCAGAUACACUGUGCUUGCUUUGGGGAUGAACACAAGCGGACUAUGAGAGUCCAUGGAGAAGACCUCUAAUGAACAUCUGGACACCUUUCUGCUUCGCCUCUUGAUCCCUUCUCAUCCCUGCUAGCCGUCCAGCAAAGAGUGAGAAGCAGCAUGGAGAUGGGAGUGCCUGGAAUCUGUCAAACAUCAGCAGGUUUAGCUCCUUCUGGUGAGAGAGCUGCAUUGCUUGGCAUUCACCUGUGGGACAUCACUGCCCAGUGGUACCUAGGCUGGGUAUUGAGCCUUCCAGCCCCAGCAACUGGAGGCAUAUGGGAGGAGCCACAAGAGACCGCAUGCUUUUGGUAACAGGACACGAACGAUUCCAGUUUCAGUGUAGGAAGGGGAAAGGAAUUGUAGUUUUUGAAGAACAGUGGCCGCGUCUACACAAGAUGCUACUGUGCAGUGGUUACUGUAUAAACAAGUACUAAAUAAA
This is a messenger RNA of Gavialis gangeticus (Gharial), 2266 nucleotides long. It is a transcript of the gene SYT2, whose product is annotated as synaptotagmin 2. Gene Ontology annotation, cellular component: synaptic vesicle membrane; dense core granule; axon. The coding region runs from base 119 to 1399 and encodes 426 amino acids. The transcript has 10 exons. Gene Ontology annotation, molecular function: calcium-dependent phospholipid binding; syntaxin binding; phosphatidylserine binding. The record is from RefSeq and is a predicted model, not a curated record. Gene Ontology annotation, biological process: synaptic vesicle endocytosis; cellular response to calcium ion; regulation of dopamine secretion. Lineage: Eukaryota; Metazoa; Chordata; Crocodylia; Gavialidae.